Molecule: messenger RNA, 912 nt
Organism: Entamoeba dispar SAW760
Lineage: Eukaryota; Evosea; Mastigamoebida; Endamoebidae
Product: heat shock cognate 70 kDa protein, putative
Exons: 1
Coding region: 1-912 (303 amino acids)
Biological process (GO): cellular response to unfolded protein; protein refolding
Cellular component (GO): cytoplasm
Molecular function (GO): misfolded protein binding; heat shock protein binding; ATP hydrolysis activity
Source: RefSeq, a predicted model, not a curated record
AUGAUAGGAGGAAGUACAAGAAUUCCAAAAGUAGUUGAAAUUUUACAAGAAUUCUUUAAUGGAAAAGAACCAAAUAAAAGUAUUAAUCCAGAUGAAGCAGUUGCAUAUGGAGCAGCAGUACAAGCAGCUAUAUUAACAGGAACAGGAGGAAAAGCAACAGAAGAUGUAUUACUACUUGAUGUUGCACCACUUACACUUGGAAUAGAAACAGCAGGAGGAAUUAUGACAGCAUUAAUUGGAAGAAAUUCAACAAUUCCAGCAAAGAAAUCAGAAAUAUUUUCUACAUAUACUGACAAUCAGCCAGGAGUAUUAAUUCAAGUAUUUGAAGGGGAAGCAUCAAUGACAUCACAUUGUAAUUUACUUGGAAAAUUUGAAUUAACAGGAAUACCACCAGCACCACGAGGAGUUCCACAAAUAGAAGUUACAUUUGAUAUUGACGCAAAUGGAAUAUUAAAUGUAACAGCAGAAGAUAAAACUACAGGAAAGAAGAAUAAAAUUACUAUUACAAAUGAUAAAGGAAGAUUAAGUAAAGAAGAGAUUGAUAAAAUGAUAAGAGAAGCAGAGAAAUAUAAAGCAGAAGAUGAUGAGAAUAAAGCACGAAUAGAAACAAAGAAUCAAAUAGAAAAUAUGUGUUAUUCAAUGAAGAAUACGAUUAAAGAAAUGGGAGAUAAAAUAAGUUCAGAAGAUAAAAAGAAAGCAGAAGAAAUAAUAGAAAAGAAUUUAAGAUGGAUUGAUAAUAAUCAAAAUGGAAGUAAAGAAGAAUAUGAGAAGAAAAAAGAAGAAAUGGAAAAAGAAAUAGGAGGAAUUUAUUCAAAAAUAUAUCAAGGAAGAGGAAGUAAUGAAUUUACAGGAGGAAGAAAUACAGAAAAAGAAAAUAAUAAUAAAGGACCAACAAUUGAAGAAGUUGAUUAA